AAAGUUUUCUCCUUUUUCUUGUCUCCAAACAUUAAAUUCUUUUCUUGUUUUCAUCGUACGACUAAUUUCUAUAAAAACCAUCCAAUACCCUUUUCUACUUUCCAAAUGGUCUCUUCUUUUAAUAUCUUUCCAGAAUGACCACUUUCUCUCAGUCUUACGUCACCUGUUUUAAAACAAGCUCGUUGACUAGAGAAGGUGGUGAUCGAUGGCGGAGGAUAUGUGGCUUCAAGAUGAUCAAUGGAGCUUCCGCUGCCAUGAUGCGUAGCCGGACCACCAUGUCUGCCGCCCCGAUGGUUGGUGUGAAUGGAAAGGUGGCUCUAGAGAGGGCGAUUAUCCCGACUAAAAAGCAGUUUGUGGACCCUUUUCGACAAGGAGUAAUCAUUUUGGAUGGGGUCGGGUAUAGACAAACAGUCGUGGUUCGAUCUUAUGAAGUAGGAACGGAUAAAACCGUGACUCCUCAGAGCAUUCUUAACCUUCUUCAGGAAACUGCGCUGAAUCACGUAUGGAUGUCUGGGCUUCUUGGAGAUGGAUUUGGUGCAACUCAUGGUAUGAUGAAGAACAAUCUCAUCUGGGUUGUUUCAAGAAUGCAAGUCCAACUCGAUCAGUAUCCAAUCUGGGGAGAGAUACUGGAAAUCGACACAUGGGUUGGAGCGUCAGGAAAAAAUGGAAUGCGACGAGAUUGGGAAAUCAGAAGCCACACCACUGGCAUUGUUUUCGCUCGAGCAACAAGCACAUGGGUGAUGAUGAACAAGAAAACACGACGUCUAUCGAAAAUGCCAGACGAAGUAAGAGCAGAAAUCUCACCUUGGUUCAUUAAAAAAGAAGCCAUCAAAGAAGAUUCCCCGGAAAAGAUAGGCAAGUUGGAUGAUAAUGCACGAUACGUUAACUCGGGUUUACAGCCGAAGAGGAGCGAUUUGGAUAUGAACUGCCAUGUCAACAAUGUCAAGUACGUUGGCUGGAUGCUUGAGGUGAUUCCAGAUGAAUGUUUGGAGAAUUACCAGUUAUCGGAGAUCAUACUGGAAUACCGAAGGGAAUGUGGGAGCUCAGAUGUGGUUGAAUCCCUUUGUGAACCUGAACAAGUCGGGAUCAUUAAAGAUGGAGUUCAAGACGACGAACAAGAUUUAAACUUGAUGCACAGGUGUUCGAUCGGAGCUGGGUUUAUUCAAGGGGCUGGAUUAUUGAAUUGCUUGAUGAAUGAAGGAACGAUUCGGUAUACACACCUUCUUCAAGUCAAAGAGGAGUUAAAGUGUCAAGAAAUCGUUAGAGGGAAAACCACAUGGAGGAAAAGGCUCAAUCUCCAUUCAUUUUCUGGCUAAAUAUUGGGUUUUUUUUUUCUUUUUCUUUCUGGUUUAUAAUUAAUUCAUGGGCUUUUUCAGAAAAAUGAAUAUAAUUCAAAAUCAGUAUGGAAAAGUCAUGUAUGUUUGUGUUUACUUGAAAUAAAAGGUUUGUGUUCGUAUA
Lactuca sativa (garden lettuce) is the source of this 1458-nucleotide messenger RNA. RefSeq names its product palmitoyl-acyl carrier protein thioesterase, chloroplastic. Gene Ontology annotation, molecular function: fatty acyl-[ACP] hydrolase activity; acyl carrier activity. The record is from RefSeq and is a predicted model, not a curated record. Gene Ontology annotation, biological process: fatty acid biosynthetic process. Lineage: Eukaryota; Viridiplantae; Streptophyta; Magnoliopsida; Asterales; Asteraceae.